Owenia fusiformis is the source of this 2834-nucleotide messenger RNA. The record is from the annotation of a GenBank genome assembly. Lineage: Eukaryota; Metazoa; Annelida; Polychaeta; Sabellida; Oweniidae.
UUUAUAUUUCCUUGCUUUUUUCAGGAAAGUAUUAUUACAUUAUUUACAUUGAAAUUGAACAUUGCCGUACUAGAUACAAAACUGUACAUAUUAUAUAAACCUACAUGGACUAUUUAUAACACUCAGUAAUCAUUUAUAAUUUAUUUUCAGACUUGACAUUGAUCCAUUAAGCCAAUUUGCAGUUGUAUUGUUAAGAUUGUGUGAACAACUAUAGCAAAAGGACACAACCCAUAAUACUACAUAUACUUGUAACUGGUUGGGGCUCCCAAAGGGAUACCUGACAAGGUGGCCUAUAAAAUGUGACUAAAUGCAACUUUGGAUUUUUUUAAAAUAAAUGAAUAUGCUUGCAAGUUACAAAUUUGGAAAUUGAUCUCGCCGACAAGUAUCUUGAAAAGUGAUGAAAAAUGACAUAAUGCACACAAAGGUGACUUUUUCUAACCAGUAACAACUUUUAACAACAAUUGAACAUAACAGACCAUUCCUUCCAUUUUAUGCUUUGAAUUCACUAAAAAAUAAAUAAAAUAGACAAAAUAUGACCAGCAAAUGAAAAAUGUGGCAAGUGAAAAUUUUGAAAUUUUAAAAAUGAAUAAAGUGAUCCUACUACCCCCUCUUGGGGAGCCCUCUGUGUUAUGGCAUGUGACAUGGCCGUCAAGUAGAUGAUUAGAGUUCACAGUGUUAAAGCCAGCCAGUUAGCUAUUUAUAUAUAGCAUGUAUAGUGGUCAAAGAUAUAUGCAGUAUUUAACACAGACCAGCAAUGAACAAGCCUACAAUUACAUUAACUGGACUCCUUGCUAUCAGCAUUAUAAUAUUCAUAGUGAUCAGAAUACCACUGAUUUCACGAACUGGCCAUUCCCAUAGAAUAUCAAGGGGUGGUCCCGACACGAGAAAUUGGCCAGACAGGAUUUUAUAUCAAGAGUUAAAAAGGACAACAGAACCUGAUCUAGGAUUACAAAUACUCAGGUCUUUGCUCAAGAAAUGGCCAAGCAACAAACCUAAGGCAUUUAUUUAUUUACUAAUGAACGGCACGCCAGAAGGAAUAAGACGACUUUUUUCAGGUCUUAAAUCUGUAGAUAAAAACUACAACGAUGAAUUCAAGUAUCCAAUAGUAAUUUUUCACGAACCUGGUGUAACGCACUCGCAAAAAAUAUUAAUCCAAAAUGCAUCGAAAUCGUUAAUUGUUUUCCAAAUGGUGGAGUUUAAAAUUCCAGAGUUUUUGGAAAAAGAAGUACCAAAGAGGGCAUGCAGUAAAAAUGUAGGAUAUAGACAUAUGUGCCGUUUUCACGCAAAGAUUGUCACAAAACAUCCACUAAUGGAAUUGUUUGAUUAUUAUAUGAGACUCGACGAUGAUUCACAAUUUAAUGGGAAUAUAAAGUAUGAUUUAUUUAAAGAAAUGAGCGAUAAUUCAUAUAUAUACGGCUACCUGGGAAUCACCAAUGAUUCACCAGAGUGUGUGAUUGGUCUAUGGGACGCCGUUCGAAAACACAUAUCGAGGACGUCAUUAUCAUUAACCUGGCCAGAGCCAAUGAUGUACUAUAACAAUUUUGAAGUCGCAAGUACGAAAUUGUGGCUUAAAAAAGAAUAUCAAGACUAUAUUGAAUACAUCGACAAACUAGGCGGGAUUUAUUAUUAUCGUUGGGGUGAUGCACCGAUCAAAUCUCUCGCUGUAUCAUUGUUUGUACCUCAGGAAAAUAUUCAUCAAUUUACCGAUGUAUGGUAUACUCAUGACACUCUAUCAUACCCGACAGUGCUUACGUUAAUGUAUACACAUAGUAUUACUAUAAUAGCUUUGUUUGUGAUAAUAGCCUCAAUUAUGACAUAUUUGCUAAGAAAACAUAAAUAUCUAAAAUACGGCCAAUCACUGUUGAGGGGAAGUGUCAAAUGAGAAAGCUAUUAUAUAGAGGGACAAUGUCAAAAUGCUUAUUCUGUCUGAUACAGUGUAGGAUUAUUCCUUUUCUGCAAAAAAUAUGAAAGGAGUAAUUGUAGUCUGUAGUCAAUAUAUUUACUCAUUUACUCAUCAUACCUUGGUAAUCUAAUAUGCCUGUAUGUGUCAAGCAUUUAAACUAGAUUAAUAAAUAAAGACCACUAACACUGGUGAUCCACUCGAUUACGAUGGUUACCGAAACGGUUCGUUUCGAUAACAAAAUGUCGGAACAUCAAAGGUAUGAUUUUUCUUUUUCCCUUAUUUCACACGUUGUAGGCAGAAUUCCCACAACAUUUUUAUCACGACAUGUAUCAGUGUUAUGUGUAUAAGAAAAUGUACAUAUUUGCGAACAAAUAGUUCAGAAGGCAACAAAAUCGUCGAUUUAAUUUUUAUGUAACUUAAAGGGUUCCGAUUAGCAUCCCGUAUAAAAACAAUAUGGCGGCUCCAGGCGAAUCAACCGGAUCAGUCCAUUUUUAAGAAAUAAGGGGAGUUCUGUAAAAUCCAGUUUAUUGAAAUUGUCUUUGAGAUAAAGUAAUCCGUUUAUAAUGAUUUUGAAAACGUUAUCCAGAGAGUGAUUGCGUUCAAAGAAUACAUGUACAACAGCCAAUAUAAAUCCUUGUAUUAGAAACCGGUUUGUCUUGCUUUGUUUCAUUUGUAGGAUAUUUCAUAUGCCAAGCUGUGUGCUGUUACGUUAUGGGGAAACUUAGAUGCCAAUUUUUCCUUAUUAUACACAAAUAGAAGAUCCUGAAACUUCACCCAUAAAUGUGGAAUUGAUUUGUCAAAAUAAAAAUCACCAUUUUAUAAAUGUGUGACGAUCUAUAAUAUACUUAUGCUAUAUAACAGUUAGAGGUGUUGACACAACAACCUCGAACCUGUGAACCCUUGAGUAUUAUUCCGGGAUUGGGCCUUUUAU